GAGAACGUAGCCUUCCCCAAGUAUCCCGUUGAGUCCUUGCGUUCCAACGUGUCCCACAAUGGUCUUGCCAAAAGCCAACCCCACCAAAUCCUUCUGGAUCGAGGCUGCUGAAUCGCCACUGCGGAACUUUCGUUCCAGCGAAUAUUUACCAGAGGAGACAGAUGUAGUAAUUGUUGGCAGUGGUUAUGCAGGUGCAGCAACUGCUUAUUGGAUCCACAAAUAUACAGAGAAAGCUUCGAAGCAGCCUACAAUAACCCUUCUAGAAGCACGAGAUAUCUGCGGAUCUGCUACCGGAAGAAAUGGGGGCCAAUUGAGACCACAUGCUUAUUCUCGUUAUCCGCCAUGGUCGGAAAGAUUUGGACCUAAUGGCGCGAUGGAGCUUAUUGCACAUGAGAUGGCCCAUUUACCGGCAUUCAAGGACCUGGCUGCUGAAGAGGGUAUCACUGAAGAAGUGUGCCUCAAAUUCGGCGAGACUUUUGAUGCUGCCAUGACCGACGAAGCCUGGGCACGACUCAAAGGCGCUUUGGAAGCUAUGCGCAAAGACCAUGGCGUCGACCAUGAAAUCGUCAAAGCCUGCAGGAUCAUUGAUGACGCCCAGGAAGCAGAAGAGUUUUCACAGAUGAAGGGAGCUCUUGCAGCAAUCGUGCACCCUUCGGGGCAAAUAUAUGCAUACAAGUUUGUGCAUGAACUUCUGCGCAUUGUUCUGGAGAAGGGUAAUCUUAAUUUGCAGGCGCACACACCAGCCUCAAGUAUAUCCGAGCGGGAUGCCAACGGUUGGAUCACGGUCAAGACCGGUCGAGGGACUAUGCGUACCAGGGCAGUAGUUCAUACGACGAACAGAUGGGCUUCUCAUCUUCUACCAGAAUUCGAAAAGCUCAUAAUGCCCGUCCGAGGAACUGUGGCUGCGAUCAAGGCACCCGCAGGGUUUAUAAAGCACACGGGUGCUCAGCACUGGGAUAAUCGCGUGAAUAACUAUCAUCUCCAGCUCCCAGCGCCGUAUAACACCAUCCUCAUAGGAGGAGCAAGACAACUCCUCGUCCACAAAGCCGACGACUGCGUUCUGAACGACGAAGAAGACAAGCCCAUGACUGGUGUAGCAGAGUUUUUCAAGUCUUGGCCCGCCUCAGAUGUCACAGAUUGGCCAGGCUCAAGCUGUGCAGAGCUUGGUUUGAAAGACGACCAAGGCGGCUCUUGGACUGGAAUUGAAACUUCAAGUGCAGAUGGUUUUCCAUUUGUCGGACCUGUCCCAAACCGUGACGGCCACUUCAUCGCCGCGGGCUUCGCUGGACACGGCAUGCCUCGAAUUUUACUCUCAGCUGAUCAUGUUGCGCCCCUUGUAUUAGAGUCUAUCGGCGCCGAGUUCAGCCAACCACUGCUCGCUACCGCAUAUCCUCCCUUGCCCCAGCCGUUUCGUACUACUCCUGAACGGGUUGCAGCGCUUCAGGGUACAGAUUUUGCUGUGAUCGUUGACGACUACAGAAGAGGCUGCGCGGAGAGUGCGAAAAAGCCUUUUUGUAACAUUUCGAGAGUUAGUUUAAAGGCUUGAGGGGUUGAAGUGUUUCGGCUAGGGUCAGCUGAGGUUGACAAGCGUGGUGCAAUGCGUAGAUCUCAACGUGAUAGCUUGUAGGCAGCGACGCAGCGGUCCUUACACAAGGGCUUAUUGUAUUCACAGUACUGCUAGAAAAAUGAGCAGCUCCUGC
Molecule: messenger RNA, 1700 nt
Organism: Boeremia exigua
Lineage: Eukaryota; Fungi; Ascomycota; Dothideomycetes; Pleosporales; Didymellaceae
Product: FAD dependent oxidoreductase-domain-containing protein
Exons: 7
Coding region: 59-1546 (495 amino acids)
Cellular component (GO): cytoplasm
Molecular function (GO): oxidoreductase activity
Source: RefSeq, a predicted model, not a curated record